CAAUAGAUGAGAUAAUAACAUGACAACACCGUCAACUACCCUGUGGGCCAAGCAGAUGAAGUCAAAUGGGGGAUGUUACACCCAAAAUGAUACGGAUGGAUAUGAUGAUGGAUUCAAUGAUCGAGACAGCAGAUCAAUUCUACCUGGACACAACAGAUCACAUAUGGGGCAUUCUUGCAUGGACACAACACUGAAUCUGCACUCCAACUUUGUAAAAAAUGUUGGCCAGGUAACAUUUAACUGCAUAUAUACACUGAAAUGUUCUCUUUCCAAACAUUUUCUUAUUUCCAAACAUCUAAAUGAACUAAUACGUUAUGCCAUAAACUCACAAUGGUCAGAAGCAGUUUUACAUCAAUAAUUUUUUUAUAUCUGAGAUAUUCAGGGUUCCACUAUGUAUUGAUUAAUCUACAAUUUAACAUGAAUUUAGAAAAAGUAUUAUUUUAUGAUCUGAUUUAAUGAAUAUUUUAUACAAUUGUGACAUUUUUUUCCUUUGCAAUGCUAAAGAUACAUGAGACAUUCUAUGAUCUAUUUGUUUUGCUUGCAUAUGCAGCUUUAUAAACUUACAUAUUAAAAUAAAUCAUAGGAUUACUUACAUUUAUCUGAAUUCCCCUCUUCCCUAUCAAAAGUAAAAAUAAUGUUCAUGUAAAAAUGCAACACCAAGGUGAUAAAUGAUAAAUAGCCAAAAAGGUUGAUAUUAGAUUAUGUUGUAUUUGUUACCUUAAGCAUGUAUUAAAGGUAGAAACACCAUCCUUGUUAUUGUUAAUAACAGAUCUACUUUUAACAAUGGUAAGCAGCCAUAUGCACUUUAAAACCCCAAAAUAUUGUAUUCAAAACUGUUUUGAUUGAAACCAGAAGCAUAAUAAAUCCUUGGUACCUAAUAAGAGGUCAAAAUAUAAUUCUAAAUAUUGUCUGUUUUUUUAAAUAAUUCUCUCUGUGAAGUCUUCUUAAUAUUGAAAUCUCAAAACUGAAAUUAGGUGACAGUAUUCUCUAAACUUUUACCAUGAUGCCUUAUUUUGGCCAUUUUUUCUCUGCAUUUGCCUUAUUUUUUUAAUACU
This is a messenger RNA of Owenia fusiformis, 1055 nucleotides long. NCBI's taxonomy places the organism in Eukaryota, Metazoa, Annelida, Polychaeta, Sabellida, Oweniidae. The record is from the annotation of a GenBank genome assembly.